UGACAGGCGGCCCCGGGGGUGGUGGCCGAGGCGGCGGCCCGAGCGCGAUGGCGGGGCUCGUGGCCGAAGUAAACUGGAAGGUCUUGGAGCGGAGAGCCCGGACCAAGCGCUCAGUUUUGAAAAUUGCUAUAGUUUAGCCUGCGACGCUUAUGAUUAGAGUCAACAGUUUGAAAUGGCCAGCUCACCUGAUGCAGUCGUCUCUUCUCCACCAGCUUUCUUAAGGUCUGGGUCCAUUUAUGAACCUCUUAAAAGCAUUAAUCUUCCGAGACCUGGUAAUGAAACUCUGUGGGAUAAAUUGGAUCAUUAUUACAGAAUUGUUAAGUCAACAUUACUACUGUAUCAAAGUCCAACCACGGGUCUCUUUCCUACUAAAACAUGCGGUGAUGAUCAGAAGGCCAAGGUCCAUGACAGUCUGUACUGUGCUGCUGGGGCCUGGGCUUUGGCUCUUGCAUACAGGCGCAUUGAUGAUGACAAGGGAAGGACCCAUGAGCUGGAGCACUCGGCUAUAAAAUGUAUGAGAGGAAUUCUCUACUGCUAUAUGCGUCAGGCCGAUAAGGUCCAGCAGUUUAAGCAGGAUCCACGCCCAACAACGUGUCUUCACUCUGCUUUCAAUGUGCACACAGGAGAUGAGAUCCUUUCCUAUGAGGAAUAUGGUCAUCUUCAGAUAAAUGCAGUGUCACUCUAUCUCCUUUACCUUGUGGAAAUGAUUUCCUCAGGACUCCAGAUUAUCUAUAACACCGAUGAGGUCUCUUUUAUUCAAAACCUUGUAUUUUGUGUAGAAAGAGUUUACCGUGUUCCUGACUUUGGUGUCUGGGAAAGAGGAAGCAAAUAUAAUAAUGGCAGCACAGAGCUACAUUCAAGCUCUGUUGGCUUAGCAAAAGCAGCUUUAGAAGCAAUUAAUGGAUUCAACCUCUUUGGCAACCAGGGCUGUUCCUGGUCAGUGAUAUUUGUGGAUCUCGAUGCCCACAAUCGCAAUAGGCAAACUUUGUGCUCACUGUUACCCAGAGAAUCAAGAUCUCAUAACACAGAUGCUUCCCUACUCCCCUGCAUCAGCUAUCCUGCAUUUGCUUUGGAUGAUGAAGUUCUGUUUAACCAGACACUUGAUAAAGUGGUUAGAAAACUGAAAGGAAAAUACGGAUUUAAGCGUUUCUUGAGAGAUGGGUAUAGAACAUCAUUGGAAGAUCCCAACAGACGCUACUACAAACCAGCUGAAAUUAAGCUAUUUGAUGGCAUUGAAUGUGAAUUUCCCAUAUUUUUCCUUUACAUGAUGAUUGAUGGUGUCUUCAGAGGCAAUCUGAAACAAGUAAAAGAGUAUCAGGAUCUUUUGACUCCAGUGCUUCAUCACACCACAGAAGGUUAUCCCGUCAUACCAAAGUACUAUUAUGUGCCAGCUGACUUUGUAGAAAAUGAGAAAAAAAAGCCUGGUAGUCAGAAACGAUUCCCUAGCAACUGUGGCCGUGAUGGAAAACUGUUUCUUUGGGGACAAGCCCUUUAUGUCAUUGCAAAACUCCUGGCUGAUGAAUUAAUCAGUCCUAAAGACAUUGAUCCCGUUCAUCGUUAUGUCUCACUACAGAAUCAACGUAAUGUGAGCAUGAGGUUUUCCAAUCAGGGCCCACUGGAAAAUGAUUUGGUCGUUUACGUAGCGCUAAUAGCAGAAAGUCAACGCCUUCAAGUUUUUCUCAACACAUACGGUAUUCAGACUCAAACUCCUCAACAGGUAGAACCCAUUCAGAUAUGGGCCCAGCAGGAGCUUGUGAAAGCUUAUUUCCAUCUGGGUAUAAAUGAAAAAUUAGGACUCUCCGGAAGGCCAGAUAGGCCCAUUGGCUGCCUCGGUACAUCAAAGAUUUAUCGCAUUCUAGGAAAGACUGUGGUUUGUUACCCUAUUAUCUUCGACCUAAGUGAUUUCUACAUGUCUCAAGAUGUUUUACUGCUGAUAGAUGACAUAAAGAAUGCACUACAGUUCAUUAAGCAAUACUGGAAAAUGCACGGACGUCCACUUUUCCUUGUCCUCAUCCGGGAAGACAAUAUAAGAGGUAGCCGAUUCAACCCUAUAUUAGAUAUGCUGGCAGCUUUUAAAAAAGGAAUAGUUGGAGGAGUCAAAGUUCAUGUUGACCGUCUACAGACGUUAAUAUCCGGAGCUGUGGUGGAACAACUUGACUUCUUACGAAUCAGUGACACGGAAGAGCUUCCAGAAUUUAAGAGUUUUGAGGAACUACAAGUUCCCAAACAUUCAAAAGUCAAACGACAAAGCAGCACCUCCAAUGCUCCUGAAUGGGAACAGCAGCCAGAUGUCGCCGUUACUGAGUGGAGAAACAAGCCCACCCACGAAAUUAUUCAAAAACUGAAUGACUGUAGUUGCCUGGCUAGCCAAGCCAUCCUGCUGGGUACACUGCUCAAAAGAGAAGGCCCCAACUUCAUCACAAAGGAUGGUACUGUUUCUGAUCACAUUGAGAGAAUCUAUAGAAGAGCUGGCAGCAAAAAACUUUGGUCGGUGGUACGCCAUGCAGCAAGUCUUUUAAGUAAACUAGUGGACAGCCUGGCCCCAUCCAUUACUAAUGUUUUAGUGCAGGGCAAACAGGUAACUCUGGGUGCCUUUGGGCAUGAAGAAGAGGUUAUCUCUAAUCCUUUGUCUCCAAGAGUGAUUAAGAACAUCAUCUAUUACAAGUGUAACACCAAUGAUGAGAGGGAGGCGGUCCUUCAGCAAGAGCUGGUCAUCCACAUUGGCUGGAUCAUCUCCAAUAACCCUGAGUUAUUCAGUGGCAUGCUGAAAAUACGAAUUGGGUGGAUCAUCCAUGCUAUGGAGUAUGAACUACAGAUCCGUGGUGGAAACAAGCCAGCCAGGGACUUAUAUCAGCUCUCACCUAGUGAAGUGAAACAGCUUCUGUUGGAUAUUCUCCAGCCUCAGCAGAGUGGAAGAUGUUGGCUGAACCGGCGUCAGAUCGAUGGGUCUUUGAACAGAACUCCCCCUGGGUUCUAUGACAGAGUGUGGCAGAUCCUGGAGCGCACACCCAACGGCAUCAUUGUAGCCGGGAAGCAUUUGCCACAGCAACCAACCUUGUCAGACAUGACCAUGUAUGAGAUGAAUUUCUCUCUCCUUGUGGAAGACAUAUUGGGAAAUAUUGACCAGCCGAAGUACAGACAGAUCGUUGUGGAGUUACUAAUGGUUGUAUCCAUUGUACUGGAAAGAAACCCUGAGCUAGAAUUUCAAGACAAAGUCGACCUAGACAAACUGGUGAAAGAAGCAUUUCAUGAAUUUCAAAAAGACGAGAGUCGGCUGAAGGAAGUUGAAAAGCAAGAUGACAUGACUUCCUUUUACAACACUCCCCCCCUGGGAAGAAGAGGAACAUGCAGCUAUUUGACAAAGGCGGUGAUGAAUUCGCUGCUGGAAGGAGAAGUCAAGCCGAGCAAUGACGACCCGUGUCUGGUUAGCUAGUGAGGAAGGUGUAAGAGACCCCGUUGAGACACGUUUCCUAGAAAUGUGUUAAGUUUUGUGUUGACGCUUAAUCAAGGCAGCCAUGUAUGUAUGUGUGUGUGUGUGGGCUGAUCAUGCUGAUGUGGGGGUUGCCGUGCCCUUGGCAGAGUUACUGGACCUCUUGCAUGCCAUAGCCAACCUGAUGGUAAGAAAUGCUUUCAAUCAAGUGAAAAAAAGUUCUCAUGAUUACGCCAACUACAGUAAUAAUGAACAAUAGAAGUAGUUUAUGAAUUGAAAGUUCACCACUGCAUGUUUUACGAUCACAUAGCUCAUCAAAAUGAAUCUUUGCACUUUGGACUAAAUUCCCACCUUACUGCCAAUUAAAAUGAAUUUGCCAACUAGGAACGUAUACUGGGAAUGAAAAUAUAUUGAAAGAAUGGUCAGUUUUUGUAACUGGCAUUGUCAUGCCAGGAAAAGAUUAAUAUGCCUCAGAAAAGCAAAAUCAGCCAGCUGAUAUUUUGAUUAUCAAACUGCACUGUUGAUAAUAGUAUACAGAGCUAUUGUACAAUUUUUAACCUUGUAAACAUGAUUGUGGUUUUAUAUUUAUGCUAACUAUAGGGGUUUGAACUAAAAUACAGUGUAAUAUUGUCUAUACCUGAUCAAAUAUUUCCUUUGAGCUCUCAUGUGUAAGAUUGUUCAGCAGCAUGGACUGUUAACCUAGUUUGUACUGGUAAAAACAAAAUUAAGAAUUAAAAGUCAAUAAAUUUUAUUUCUGAAUUAAUGAA
This is a messenger RNA of Camelus dromedarius (Arabian camel), 4197 nucleotides long. RefSeq names its product phosphorylase kinase regulatory subunit beta (gene PHKB). The record is from RefSeq and is a predicted model, not a curated record. The transcript is spliced from 32 exons. Gene Ontology annotation, molecular function: calmodulin binding. Bases 173 to 3433 code for a protein of 1086 amino acids. Gene Ontology annotation, cellular component: phosphorylase kinase complex. Lineage: Eukaryota; Metazoa; Chordata; Mammalia; Artiodactyla; Camelidae. Gene Ontology annotation, biological process: glycogen metabolic process.